AUGGGUUGUGUUUGCAGCAAGCAAUUAGGAGUUGUUGGAACAAGGCAUGAAGAUAUUUCCCUUCUUGCUUCUCAAACAUUUUUUAGCGAAGCUGAGGUUGAAGUUUUGCAUGAAAUGUUCAUGAAACUCACUUCGUGUCUCAGCAACGACAAUCUUUUGACCAAAGAAAAGUUUCACUAUAUCUUAAUCAAGGAUACCAAGAGGCGCAGUCUUGCAGCAGACCGGAUUUUCAGAUUAUUCGAUAUGAGAAACGAUGGGACUAUAGAUUUUGGAGAGUUUGUACACUCUCUCAACAUUUUUCAUCCAAACUCAACCCACAGAGAUAAAGCCAUAUUUGCAUUUCGAUUGUACGAUACUCGUCAGACUGGAUUCAUUGAACCGGAAGUGGUGAAAGAGAUGAUAAUAGACGUUCUAGAAGAAUCAGAACUUGUGCUAUCCGAGAGUAUCAUCGACUCUAUCGUAUCAAAGACAUUUGAAGAGGCGGAUUGGAAAAAAGAUGGGAAGAUAGAUUUGGAAGAAUGGGAGAAUUUUGUUGCCACCUAUCCUUUAACGCUCAAGAACAUGACCAUCCCUUUCUUGAAGGAUAUACCAAGGAUUUUCCCAACCCUUUUCUGGUAAAAUCAGAUUAGUUUGUGCCACCCAUUAGGUUUUUCUCUUUAAAAUAAAAAAAACUCACAUAUGUUAGUAUGUAAAAAAAAACAUAUUAAAGUAU
Capsella rubella is the source of this 712-nucleotide messenger RNA. RefSeq names its product calcineurin B-like protein 5. The record is from RefSeq and is a predicted model, not a curated record. Gene Ontology annotation, molecular function: kinase binding; calcium ion binding. The transcript is spliced from 8 exons. NCBI's taxonomy places the organism in Eukaryota, Viridiplantae, Streptophyta, Magnoliopsida, Brassicales, Brassicaceae. Gene Ontology annotation, biological process: calcium-mediated signaling. Bases 1 to 618 code for a protein of 205 amino acids.